GGUACACAGGGCACUGAGGACAAAUUGACUGUUUGAGGCCGAAGUGGGGGUUGUGGAGGCUGAGAGUACAGCUAUAUUCUUUAAAAAGAAGAUGGUUUUUUCAAAGACUGUAGGCUGCAGAGGUGUGCUUCUCCAUUAAACGGUGCCACCAUGUUGGUCCCAAUCUUCACCCUCAAGCUUAACCAUAAGAUUAACCCGCGUAUGGUCACCGUGGGAAAGUUUGAUGGGAUUCAUCCAUGUCUGACUGCAGCUACGCAAGCAGGCAAGGUGUUCAUCCAUAACCCUCACAGUCGAGGACAGAGGCAAACAGCUCACAGACUCAGUCAGAGUACCCAAGACUCUGACAUAUCCUUGCUUAAUAUCAACCAGGCAGUAAGCUGCCUGACAGCAGGCACUUUGGGACCCAACACCACAGGAGACACACUUCUGGUGGGCUCGCAAACCAAUCUGCUAGCUUACGAUGUACAUGACAAUGCUGACAUAUUCUACAGGGAGGUGACAGAUGGAGCCAAUGCCAUUGUUCUGGGAAAGUUAGGGGACAUUCAGUCACCUCUUGCCAUUAUUGGAGGGAACUGUGCUCUUCAGGGCUUUGACUAUGAGGGAAAUGACCAGUUCUGGACAGUUACCGGAGAUAAUGUGCGAUCACUGGUGCUGUGUGACUUCACUGGUGACGGGAAGAAUGAACUUCUUGUGGGAUCAGAAGACUUUGACAUCAGGGUAUUCAGAGAGGAUGAGCUGGUAUCAGAGAUGGCAGAGAAUGAGACAGUGACAUCGCUCUGUCACAUGCAUGGCAGCAGAUUUGGUUAUGCUUUGGCCAACGGAACAGUAGGAGUGUAUGACCGCACUGCCCGCUACUGGAGAAUCAAGUCAAAAAAUCAUGCAAUGAGUAUUCAUGCCUUUGACCUGAAUGCUGAUGGAGUUGUGGAGCUCAUAACUGGCUGGUCCAAUGGGAAGAUUGAUGCUCGCAGUGACCGUACUGGUGAGGUGAUCUUUAAGGAUAACUUCUCCUCGUCUGUGGCUGGGGUGGUGGAGGGAGACUAUCGCAUGGAUGGUCAGAUCCAGCUUAUCUGCACAUCAGUAGAAGGGGAAGUACGUGGCUAUUUGCCAGCCAGUAAGGAGAUGAAGGGGAACCUAAUGGACGCAAGUGUUGAACAAGACCUUAUUAGGGAGCUGAGCCAGCGCAAACAAAAUUUGCUAUUGGAGCUACGCAACUAUGAGGAAAAUGCUAAGGCUGUCCCUGGUGCCUCUGAAGGGGAGAAUCAGAUGGGCAUAAUCCCCGCUAACACUCAGCUGCAAACGGCCCUGUCUGUGCGAGCAGCUACUGAGAGCCAGAGAGCCCACAUAGAGCUCAGCAUCUCUACACCAAAUGAGACCAUCAUUAGAGCUGUGCUGAUAUUUGCUGAGGGGAUUUUUGAAGGGGAAAGUCAUGUGGUGCACCCCAAUGCUCAGAACCUGUCUGGCUGCAUCUGUGUUCCCAUAAUUCCUCCUAAAGACAUUCCUGUGGAUCUGCACAUCAAGGCCUUUGUUGGUGGGAGGACCAGUACACAGUUCCAUGUGUUUGAGAUAACUCGUCAGCUGCCUCGCUUCUCCAUGUAUGACCUUCAUGUUGACCCCUCAGCUCCACGACCCACAGGAAGAGUCACAUUCAGUAUCAACGAUAGGCCACAAAGGGUAGUCAUGUGGCUGAACCAGAACUUUCUGCUACCAGAAGGCAUCAACAGCCCAGAUGUGACGUUCACUUCACUGCGUGGAGGAGGACUCCUGACCAUCAGCAUGCGCUCCAGUGGGGAGAUAACACUGUCUACAGAUGACAUUGAUCUGGCAGGAGAUCUGGUCCAAUCGCUGGCUUCUUUCCUAGCCAUUGAGGAUUUACAGGCAGAAGCAGAUUUCCCCACCUACUUUGAGGAGCUUCGAGUCACUCUUACAGAGGUGGAUGAGUUCCACUCAGUGCAUCAGAAAUUAACAGCAGCCAUGGCAGAUCACUCCAACCACAUUAGAAACAUGCUGGUGCAGGCGGAGGAUGCCAGACUCAUGGGAGACUUGAAGACCAUGAAGAAGCGUUACAUUGAGCUGUAUGACCUCAACCGAGAUCUGAUCAACGAAUACAAAAUCCGUUCCAACAAUCACAAUGCUCUUCUGGCCUGCCUCAAGGCUGUGAACCAGGCCAUUCAGCGGGCAGGCAGGCUCAGAGUGGGGAAACCAAAAAACCAGGUCAUCACUGCCUGCAGAGACGCCAUCAAGAAUAACAACAUAAACGCUCUCUUCAAGAUCAUGAGAGCAGGGACUGCUUCCUCCUGAAGAAGCCCUCUCGUGGUCCCCUGCACUACCUACAGGACAGGAGCUCUGGCUCUAGGGAGAUCAGUCCAAGUCUCCUGGAGGGGAGGCUGAAACAAAACACUGUGUGGAGAAAGAGUCCAGUAAUCUGCUCUUACUGAGUAAUGGAAAAGCCUGCAGGAGAGAAUAUCUAACCCGGGCCUUAUUACGGCAGCAGUUGUACGUAGAGGAGUAACUGGAUACUGUAGAAGCGGCAGCUGAUGAGGCUGUCCUUCGUGUGUUCAGGGAACAGUGGAUUGUACACUAUAUGUCCAAAAGUUUAGACACCUGCUCAUCCAAUGUUUCCUCUAAAAUCAAGGGUCUUAAUAAAUUUCUCAUGAGAUUGUUGUGUAUUAUAGUUUUAUAAGAUUAAUAAACUUGUUUAUAGAUUUUUUUUACUUGCUUUAAGUAAUUUUAUCCAGAUAAAAUGUCUUAUUUUAUCUAAAGCCCUCAGAUAAUUUUGCUUGGUUUAAGGUGUAAUACUGAUAAUUGUGCUUGCUUCAAGAAAUAAUGCUUGAAACAAGCAACAUUAUCUGCUAGUAGAAUAAGACAGUUUCACUAGAUAAAAUUACUUAAAGGUGCAGUGUGUAACCUUAGUGGCAUCUAGUGGUGAGUUUGCAGAUUACAACCAACUCAAUACCCCUCCCUCACCCCUCCCUUUCCACACUCACUUGAUUUUUCGUAUGAUCCUCAAUUUGUCAAAAUUUGGGUUCUCAAACUUCUCACAACACAGAAUAGUUGGCCAGCACUGGCUGCAGCCACCAAUUCUUCUUUCUACAUCUUCUAACCAGUGCCAUCACAUUCAAGCUGUUGCUACAAUGUAAAAACAUGAAAGGCGCUCUCUAGAGCCAGUGUUUGGAUUUCCGUUCUGGGCUAUUUUAAAAACAUGGCGGCCUCUGUUGGGAGAGGACCUGCUCCCUAUAUAGAUAUGAAGGGCCCAUUCUAAGCUAAUGAAAACAAUGAUUCGUAGUUACAGGUGACACACUAAUGAAAACAUGGUUUUGUAUACUGUAUUCCUGUAUUCUGCUAAUAGAUCCUACAUCUUACACACUGCACCUUUAAAAUGUCAUAAGAUAUAAGUUAAUCUUAUAAUAUUCUUACAACAGUCUCAAAAUGAGAAAUAUUAGAUACGUUGACUGGCUUUAAGAUAACUUCACUUAAAAAGAUUUUUCAUUUUUUACAGUCUUUGUCCUCGUUUACUUUUCUGGGAAGGCUUUACAUUAGAUGUUGGAACAUUGCUAUGAGGAUUUGAUUGCUUUGAGAGACCAGAGCAUUAGUGAGGUACUGAUGUAAUGAUGGAUAAUUAGUUAUGGAUCAUAAAUGCCUCUCCAUCUCAUCCCAAAGGUAGUGAAUGGUGCUCCAUCUCUCCAGAGAACACCGUUCUACUUCUCCACAGCCCAAAGCUGGGGAGGCUUUAUGCCCCUCUCUCUGAUUCUUGACAUUGGGCAUGAUUACCUUUCUUUUGCUACUGCUUUUCUGUGCAGAUGAUAUCACUUUAAAGGAGCACACUCCUAGGAGUGCACUCAUUAGAAGAGUGUCUGGAUACUUUUGGACAUACACUGUAUGAAGAUAUUUACUUUUUAUAGUUGUGUAUAGGCACUUGAUUGAUAUUGAAUGUGUGUGUUUGGGAGAUGCUGAAUUUGAUUAAAUUAUUGGAAAAAUC
This is a messenger RNA of Colossoma macropomum (tambaqui), 3976 nucleotides long. RefSeq names its product Bardet-Biedl syndrome 2 (gene bbs2). The transcript is spliced from 18 exons. Bases 151 to 2298 code for a protein of 715 amino acids. Lineage: Eukaryota; Metazoa; Chordata; Actinopteri; Characiformes; Serrasalmidae. Gene Ontology annotation, molecular function: protein binding. The record is from RefSeq and is a predicted model, not a curated record. Gene Ontology annotation, biological process: non-motile cilium assembly. Gene Ontology annotation, cellular component: neuron projection; ciliary basal body; motile cilium.